AGGGUUAGGGAUUUCUUCUCUUCACGUUUCUCCUUAAUUCCCCUCUUCCUCGAUCAAGGUCAUCUUUUUUGGGGUGAUGUCGAAAGUUUUUAUAGCAAUGGAGGAUAGGGAGAGGGGGAAAGAAGGAGCAACGGGGGAGGGAAGAAGAGAUGGGGUUUUGGAGAAAGAGAAUGAAUUGAAUAAUGUAUCGACGUCGCCGACUGACUUGAUUGAAGGAAUUGUUAGUGUGAUUGAAUCCAUUGCUCAGCUCGGAGAUUAUCGGAAAACACAGAAAAAAGAAUGCCUCGGACUCGCCAGGCGUAUGAAGCUUCUCUUGCCCUUUUUGGAGGAGAUUCGCGACAUGGGUUCACCGAUUCCUGAGCAGUGCACUGCUUGUUUGUGUAAUUUGAAGAAAGCACUGGUAAUGGCUAGGAAUUUGUUGAAAACAUGCAACGAGGGAAGCAAGAUUUUUCUGGCAUUAGAAAGUGAGGCAAUUAUGAUUAGAUUUCACUCCGUUUAUGAAAAGUUAAGCCACUCCUUGGAUAGUUUGCCUUGUGCUGAACUAGGGAUCUCAGAUGAAGUGAAAGAACAGGUGGAGCUAUUUCAGUCACAAUUGAGGCGAGCAAAGAGGAGAACAGACACACAGGAUAUGGAACUUGCAGUAGAUAUGAUGGUGAUUUUCUCCAAAACAGAUGAACGAAGUGCUGAUGGUGCCAUAAUCAAAAGGGUAGCAGAAAAGCUCGAUCUCCAUACUGUUGAGGACCUGAAGAUCGAGACUAUAGCUGUAAGGAAUCUUGUUAGAGAAAGAGCAGGACAGAGUUCAGAGACUACACAGCAAAUCAUAGAUGUUCUGAACAAGUGUAAGCAGAUUUUGGGCAUGGAAGUGACAAAUGUCCUUGAUGAUCCUGUUCAACCUAAGAUGCUGCAAAAAUGUCAGUCUUUAAUCAUCCCACAUGAAUUCCUCUGCCCAAUCACACUAGAAAUCAUGACAGAUCCUGUUAUCGUCGCAAGUGGACAGACAUAUGAAAGAGAAAGCAUACAGAAAUGGUUUGAGUCUGGCCAUCGGACCUGCCCAAAAACCAGGCAAACUCUGUCUCACUUAUCAAUGGCACCAAAUUAUGCCCUCAAGAACCUUAUCUUGCAAUGGUGUGAUAAGAACAACUUUAAAGUUCCCACCAAAGAGGAAGCUGCAUCAUUAGAAAGCAACUCGGCAGAACAAAAGGAGGUUAUCUUAGCUUUGGUCGAAGAACUAUCUUCUACUCAGUUAGAAAUGCAGAGAAAGGCUGUGAAGGAUAUUCGAAUGCUCUCCAAAGAGAAUCCAGAGAAUAGAGUUUUGAUUGCCAAUUGUGGAGGAAUACCACCAUUAGUCCAACUAUUAUCUUAUCCAGAUUUUAAAAUUCAAGAAAACGCUGUGACAGCACUAUUGAACCUAUCAAUUGAUGAGUCUAACAAGAAACUAAUAGCUACUGCUGAGGCAAUACCGCCAAUAAUAGAAGUUUUGCAGCAUGGGAGCAAUGAGGCAAGAGAGAACUCUGCUGCAGCAUUGUUCAGCUUAUCAAUGAUCGAUGAAAACAAAGUUACAAUAGGGUUAUCAAGUGGGAUUCCUCCAUUGGUGGAAUUGUUGAAGAAUGGUACAAUCAGAGGGAAAAAAGAUGCUCUCACUGCAUUGUUCAACUUAUCUCUUAACCAAGCAAACAAGGCAAGGGCUAUUGAUGCUGACAUUGUCCCCCUUCUUCUCCUACUGAUUGAGGACAAAAACUUGGGCAUGGUUGAUGAGGUCCUCUCCAUAUUCUUACUCCUUGUAUUACAUCCAGAGGGACGCCAUGAAAUUGGACGGCUCUCCUUCGUCAAAACUCUCGUUGAACUCAUAGGUGAAGGGACUCCAAAGAACAAGGAGUGUGCUUGCUCAGUUCUUGUUGAACUUUGUUCAAACAAUUCAUCCCACUUACUUGCAGCCCUUCAGUAUGGGGUAUAUGAGCACAUAGUAGAGAUGUCACAAAGCGGAACCAAUAGAGCUCAGAGGAAAGCAAAUGCCCUUCUACAACUUAUAAGCAAGUCCGAGCAUAUAUAAUUCCAACACUUGGAGAUAUCACUGCUCAUUCUCUUCUUCCUUUACAUUUUUGUGGUCAAAUCUCUUCCUUGAUGUUGAAUACCCAUAGACUAGGGUCGUAAUAGUAAUUCAACAUUUAGUUUGGAAGUCCUUUAACCCAGAUCAAAUAUUUGGUAAUUUUUUUCAUUCUUUGUAUGCUAUCAUUGAGUUGC
Messenger RNA from Rubroshorea leprosula, 2241 nucleotides. The record is from the annotation of a GenBank genome assembly. Lineage: Eukaryota; Viridiplantae; Streptophyta; Magnoliopsida; Malvales; Dipterocarpaceae.